Molecule: messenger RNA, 2433 nt
Organism: Scatophagus argus
Lineage: Eukaryota; Metazoa; Chordata; Actinopteri; Scatophagidae
Gene: cct7
Product: chaperonin containing TCP1, subunit 7 (eta)
Exons: 12
Coding region: 116-1756 (546 amino acids)
Biological process (GO): protein folding
Cellular component (GO): chaperonin-containing T-complex
Molecular function (GO): ATP binding; ATP hydrolysis activity; ATP-dependent protein folding chaperone
Source: RefSeq, a predicted model, not a curated record
AUAGAUCUGACAAAACGUUGCAGCGUGUUCUUGAACGCACCCUCAGCAGUUCUCGAUUUCGAAAAGCAUUGUGGGAUUGGAUGCCGGUGGAAAGCUUCUCGAAGGAACUGCAAAGAUGAUGCCCACACCGGUAAUCCUGCUGAAGGAAGGGACGGACACGUCUCAGGGCAUUCCCCAGCUCAUCAGCAACAUUAAUGCCUGUCAGGUGAUUGCUGAGGCUGUCAGGACCACCCUGGGGCCCAGGGGGAUGGACAAACUGAUGGUGGAUAGCAGAGGCAAGGCCACAAUCUCCAACGAUGGAGCCACCAUCCUGAAACUGCUGGAUGUUGUUCACCCUGCAGCCAAAACCCUGGUGGACAUCGCUCGCUCCCAGGAUGCUGAGGUCGGGGACGGCACCACCUCCGUCACUCUCCUGGCUGCUGAGUUCCUGAAGCAGCUGAAGCCGUACGUGGAGGACGGUCUCCACCCUCAGACCAUCAUCAGAGCGUUCCGCACCGCCACCAACCUCGCUGUCAACAAGAUCAAGGAGAUCUCCGUCUCUGUAAAGAAAGACGACAAGCAAGAGCAGAGGCAGCUGUUGGAAAAGUGUGCAGCUACAGCCCUGAACUCCAAGCUGAUUGCCGGUCAGAAGGAUUUCUUCUCCAAAAUGGUGGUGGAUGCUGUCAUGUCACUGGAUGAGCUGCUGCCUCUGAAGAUGAUUGGCAUCAAGAAGGUCCAGGGAGGAGCUCUUGAGGACUCUCAAUUGAUAUCUGGCGUUGCGUUCAAGAAGACUUUCUCUUACGCCGGGUUUGAGAUGCAGCCUAAGCGUUAUGAGAAUCCAAAGAUUGCAUUGCUCAAUGUGGAGCUGGAGCUGAAGGCUGAGAAGGAUAAUGCUGAAGUUCGCGUGAAAUCUGUUGAGGACUACCAGGCCAUUGUGGAUGCAGAGUGGAAUAUCCUGUAUGACAAAUUGGAGAAGAUCUAUCAGUCAGGCGCAAAAGUGGUUUUGUCCAAGUUGCCCAUUGGUGAUGUGGCCACCCAGUACUUUGCUGACAGAGACCUGUUCUGCGCUGGCAGGGUGCAGGAGGAGGAUCUGAAGAGAACCAUGAUGGCCUGUGGCGGCUCCAUCCAGACUUCAGUAGGUGCCAUGACAGAUGAUGUCCUGGGACAGUGUGAAGUCUUCGAAGAGGUCCAAGUUGGCGGAGAGAGGUAUAACUUCUUUAAGGGAUGUCCAAAGGCGAAGACGUGCACAAUCAUCCUGAGGGGCGGAGCAGAACAGUUCACAGAGGAGACGGAGCGAUCGCUGCACGAUGCCAUCAUGAUCGUACGCAGAGCCAUCAAGAACGACUCCAUUGUGGCGGGCGGAGGAGCCAUAGAGAUGGAGCUGUCCAAGUACCUGCGUGAUUACUCCAGGACCAUCCCAGGAAAACAGCAGCUGCUGAUUGGAGCGUACGCCAAGGCCCUGGAGGUCAUCCCCAGACAGCUGUGUGACAACGCCGGCUUCGAUGCGACCAACAUCCUGAAUAAACUGCGUGCCAAACACGCACAGGGUGGUAUGUGGUACGGGGUGGACAUCAACAACGAGGACAUUGCAGACAACUUCAAGGCCUGCGUCUGGGAGCCCUCCAUCGUGCGGAUCAAUGCUCUGACGGCGGCGUCGGAGGCGGCCUGCCUCAUCCUGUCAGUUGAUGAGACGAUCAAGAACCCUCGCAGCUCUGUGGAUGGACCUCCAGGUGGCGCUGGCAGGGGAAGAGGCCGCGGGAAACCCCAUGCUCACUAAGAGGAAGCAAGAACAAAACCGCAUUUUAAUCUGGCAUUGAAAUCCAAGAUGCAGAUAGAAUAUUGCGUCUUCUGCGCCGACCGGUCACAUUUAAACACAGAAGCAGACAAAGAUUGUGUUGAAGGUAGCUUGGCACGCUUCGCCUGCAUUUUGAUUUGAAUUCUUGAUAAAAUGAGGUCUUGUAACCAGUUACAACAUUGCGAAUGGCUGAUGUCAUGAAACAAACAAAAGGCAGGGGGGGUUCAUCUAGCAAUUUCAAGAGAGAUUCUUUAGACUUGGUCAAAUAUGGUUGACUUUUCUUGUAUUUCUUUGUCACCUCUAGUUUUUUUUCUUACUGAAGUUUCGACUUGGAAAUGUCUGUCUAACUUUUCAGGCACUGUGUUUCUCCACGUGUAGCCAUUUUACUGAUAAACGAUAUUGAAAUACAAGCAGAAUGAAAGCAGUUGCCACUUCAUUUUGACACAAACGCUCCUGUCCCCUCCAAGUCAGGUGUUCCUCUCCGACCUCAAGAUGUUCCAUAAUUUCUAAUCCGGUUUUGAGUUCUGAGACAAACUGAUGUGUAACAUGCAAAGUAAAGCACUGAGAGGAUGUUGAGCAGUUCUGAACCAUUCACUGGUUAUGCUGUGUACAACUAUUUAUUGGACCAUCCUUGUCAAUAAAUUCACAGCUGAAAUAUG